Messenger RNA from Radiomyces spectabilis, 5643 nucleotides. RefSeq names its product CCR4-Not complex component, Not1-domain-containing protein. The record is from RefSeq and is a predicted model, not a curated record. Gene Ontology annotation, cellular component: CCR4-NOT core complex; P-body. The transcript has 13 exons. Gene Ontology annotation, molecular function: molecular adaptor activity. Gene Ontology annotation, biological process: nuclear-transcribed mRNA catabolic process, deadenylation-dependent decay. Bases 1 to 5643 code for a protein of 1880 amino acids. Lineage: Eukaryota; Fungi; Mucoromycota; Mucoromycetes; Mucorales; Radiomycetaceae.
AUGGUCAUUGAAGCCGGUCCCGACUGUCUGAAUGCGCCUUCGAUGAUCAAAGACAUUAUUUCCAAAUUGAAACGGCCGAUAGAACCACAAGAUGUAGCUCAAACCGUUGGCAGCAUGGCUAGUACAAGCACCGAGACGAACAGUAAGGAUACCAAAACAGGCACUCGAAAAUGGAACGUGGAAACCUUUGUAAAGGCCGUCAAAGACAUGAAUUCGGAUUUGGAUUGGGAAAAAGUAUUUCAAUCAUUCGAUUACGAAGGUUUCAUCCUCUACGAUGCCGAAGGACUGCAAAUUUUAUUAACUGCUUGGAAGACUUGUCCAAAGGGCAUGGAGCUUUUCCCCGUGGACAACUUUUUCAGACCGUGGAGAAAUAUCAAGGGUCAACUAAGUGUAUUGCAUAAACUGAUCAAUGUGCCCGUCGAAACCUUUAACGUUGCAAUGGCGACGAAGCGAAGAAUAAUUGAAAUCGACGAUUUUGCCCCGUGUUCCAGUGAGAUCCAAGCCAUGGCAUCGCAACUUGUGAACUCGCCGUUAAAUUCUAUGCUACUGAUCGAAUGCGUACUGAAUUUAUGGGAAACUUACGUGGCGGACGAUGCCAAAUUAUUCCUGGAAAUCAUGAUCAACAAUGGUCCCGAAUUGGUCUUUUUAGGCCUUACCCAGAUACAACCGAUCAAAAAUGAUUUGCAUCAAUUGCUGCUGCGACAGUUAUUGACGGCUCUAUUGACGGGAAAUGCGGCGAGCAAACUCGUCUUGACCAAGCUGUACAAAAUUAAUGGCGAGUUUUUCAAGCAAGCGAUUCUUGAAAUGUACACAAGAGAUCAGAACACGUUGUCAUGCAUUGUCGACGUGGCGGCCCAGCUAAAACUGUUACCGACAUUGAUCAAUACGGUCCCACUAUUCUUGGCUUUGGAUUUGGCCAUGAUGGCUUUUCAACAACCCGAUUUUUCACUAGAAACUUGGCUGCAGGGGCAAUUCAAGGAGCGACAGGAGCUGAUGGCACUGGCAUGCUUCGAUUUCCUCCGACAGAAAAUCUCGGCGGUCUCUAAAACUGUCAAUAGUGCACCGACAACGGUGCCGCUCACUCCAGAAGCUAUUAGUGAACUCUUACGCAUUCUUUCUGAAAAUACGCAACGUCCGGAAAACCGUGAAGCUCUGAAAGAAGUGUAUAAUGCUUGCGUAAAGCUAUAUCCUUCCAUCGCGAAUUUACGUCCAAUGCCUGAAGCCACCGAAACCCCCACCAACGAAACGAACUUCAAACCUGAGAUUGAAGCAGAAGCCAACUCGUACUACGAACGUGUGUACAGCGAAAAAAUAUCGGUAGAUCAACUGAUUGAAAAACUCAAGGAAUUCCAUGCUUCCAAAGACCCUCACGACCAAGAUGUGCUCGCUUGCAUGAUUCAUAAUCUGUUUGACGAGUUCCACUUUUUCCCCAAAUAUCCAGAGAAAGAACUUUCCAUUACCAGCCUACUGUUUGGGUCACUGAUUCAACACAAACUCGUGUCCAAUGUUCCCUUGGGAAUCGCUUUGCGUUGCGUGCUUGAAUCGUUACGACAGCCUUUGGGAUCCAAGAUGUUCAACUUUGGCUUGCAAGCUCUCGUCCAAUUUCAAUCGCAACUUCCCGAAUGGCCUCAGUACUGUUCGCACUUGUUACAGAUUCCGGAUCUUCAGCAAGCCAACCAAGACCUGUACCGCGUCAUCACCUCUGCUUUGCAGUUGGACCCAGCUCACAUGGAUAAUCGUCCCGUGCUGCAAGUGCCUCAAGUGCGUCCACCUACCAUCAAUGAUAAACCCGACUCGGCCAAAUCGAUCAAGCCCAUGUCAACCGCUGCCGUUCACGUGCCAGAGGUACCGACGCCGGAAACCAAUCUCGUGUACGAAGCGCCCAACGUGGCUAAACAAGACAAGAUCUUGUUCAUCAUCAACAACGUGGCGCAGAACAACCUCGCAAGCAAGGUUUCUGAACUCAAAGAAGUCCUGGAUGCAUCGGCGUAUCAGUGGUUCAGCAAUUACCUGGUGGUGAAACGAGCCAGUAUUGAACCGAAUUACCAUCAAUUAUAUCUUUUACUGUUGGAUUCCGUCAACAGCAAAUUGCUCAACCAGCAUGUUCUGCGCGAGACCUAUGUGAACAUCCAAAUUCUCUUGAACUCUGAAAAGACCGUGUCGUCUUCCUCAGAACGUAGCUUAUUGAAAAACCUGGGUGCGUGGUUGGGAGGCAUGACACUGGCAAAAAACAAACCCAUUAAACAUAAAAAUAUCGCUUUCAAGGAUCUAUUAUUGGAAGGUUAUGACAAUAACCGUCUGAUUGUGGUCAUUCCAUUUGUGUGCAAAGUCUUGGAACAGUGUGGCAAAAGUCGUGUAUUCAGGCCGCCCAAUCCAUGGCUUAUGGCCAUUUUGAAAUUGCUGGUAGAACUGUACCAGUUUGCCGAUCUCAAAUUGAACUUAAAAUUUGAAAUCGAGGUCCUCUGCAAAAGCCUAUCCUUGGAAUUGAAUGAUAUUGAAGCUACUUCGGUACUCAAGGAUCGUCGCCGUAAGGAUCAGGCUGCGAAAGAAGUGUUACCGGGGGUUUUCGGUGCUACGACGGAAUCGCCGUUUGCUGUACGCGCUCGCGUACCGGGCAGUGGUACCCUCCAUCCUGCCGCAGCCGAACCGACUUCCGUGGUUGGCACUGAAGAAUUUCCGAUCGCCUUGCCGAAUCUGGCUCCCUACAUUACAUUCAAUCCACAAAUCCCACUUUAUACCAGUCAGCCCGCUUCCAAAAGAUGGAUCCUCCAAGCCAUCACUGAAUCGAUCCGCGAGGUCAUUGCUCCCGUGGUGGAGCGGUCAGUGGCUAUUGCGGUUGUAUCGACCCGGGAUCUGGUGAGCAAGGAUUUUGCCAUGGAGUCAGACGAAAAUAAAAUACGUAAAGCGGCCCACCUGAUGGUACAGAAUCUCGCUGGCAGUUUGGCCAUGGUCACAAGCAAAGAACCUUUGCGUCUCAGUAUGGUCACUAAUCUACGCACUGUAUUUGUGGCUCACGGAAUGACGGAUGCUUUAUCUGAACAAGCAGUGUUGCUGACGGUGGCUGAUAAUCUGGAUCUGGUGUGUGCAGUCAUUGAAAAAGCUGCAGUGGAACGAGCUAUUGUUGAAGUCGAUGAAGCCUUGGCAAGUGCUUAUGCCAGUCGGAAAAAACAUCGGGAGCAACGGACCAAUCAUGCUUAUUUUGAUAUGGAUGUCUUGUCCAUGUCCCGUUAUCCAGCGACACUUCCGCAACCGCUUCGUCCCAAACCCAAUGGACUGCAACCGGCUCAGUUGCGCGUGUAUGAAGACUUUGCAAGAAUUCCAAGAACCGCGCCUGCGACCACGCAAGCUUACGAUGUGGAUCGGGUCCAACGUGUGAAUCGAGCCGAUGGUGUACCUUAUGGUUACGGAAACAAUGGGGCGGCGAUGCCUGUGGUCGGUGGUAAUGCGGUCGGCGGUUUCGACAGUCCCGUGGGUCAAGUCAGUGCGCAUCAAAUCUUGGAACGGUUUGCGCAAUACAUCAACGAACUCAAAAAGCUCGCUAGUCAAACUAAUGUCGCCAGCUUGAGUGCGUUGCCCCCGCUUCACGAUAUCCGAGUGAUUAUCCGCCAAAUUCCGUUGUUGGCAAUGUCCAGCUUUGACAAGGUGGAAGCAGCAAGGACGUUCGCCCAGAAAGUGGUCCAGUUGCUGUACAAGAGCGAAACCCAGCUGUCGAUCGAGAUGUAUGUGGUGUUACUGGAACGCCUGUGCGACGUGUCACCCAAUGUGGGCACGCUGGUGACGUCUUGGCUCACGCAUGCCGAUGAUGAACGAAAGUAUAAUGUUCCUGUCACGAUGACGUUGAUCAAGGCAGGCUUAAUCAACCUCAUGGAACAAGAUCAAGAAUUAGCGGCUCUGAUCGAUAGUGGACGACCCAGUGCAAUUGAUUUCACGGCGCGAUUGAUUCGCGCUUGCUUUUUUGACGAACCUCCAUUGGCAACGCGGCAAGAAUUUUCCGCUUCGCUUGAAGCUCUCGGCCGAUUGCGUGGUAAGCUUCCGGACAGUGUGCUUGUGCUGAUGGAAGACAUGCGUCGGUUGGGUCAACCAGCGGCGGCCAAAGAACCUCAAGACGAAGAAGCGGUGAUGCGAGAAAAACUGCGGUCGUUGUUUGCCGAUUGGGUACGAUUGUGUCAGCAUCCCUCGACGACGGAGAAAGCGCAAAUCGCGUUCGUUGCGCAGUUGCCCAAGCAGAAUGUGUUGAAAUCGGAAGACGUGAUGUCCAUGUUUUUCCGGUUAUGUGUUGAAACAUGCGUGGAUCAUGCGAACAAGUACAAUUCGUUGCCGGGGCAAUCUCCAAAUCUGGCGUACCAACCCAUUGAUGCCUUGUCGAAACUGAUCGUGGUUCUCGUUCAGCUCCCGGCGGAAUCGCCCAAUCCCAACCAGAAUGCCUCCAAAGUGAACCAAUUCAGCAAGAUUUUGUCUAUCAUUGUGCUGGCCCUGGCUCAACAGCAUGAAACUCGCGCGCAGCAGUUUAACCAGAAACCGUUUUUGCGAAUCUUUACCAGCUUACUGGGUGAUUUGCAUGUGGCAGAACAACAAAUUCAGCCCAUUUACAUCCCUCUUCUGACCGCCUUGGCCAACACAUUCCACGCGCUGCAACCUUCCCACAUCCCAGGAUUCACUUUUGCUUGGUUACAACUCAUCUCACAUCGCUUAUUUAUGCCGAAACUCCUACUGACCGAAGGCCAAAAGGGUUGGGCAACUUUCCAAAAGUUGUUAGUGUGCUUAUUCCAGUUCUUGGUUCCGUUUCUACGAAGUGUGGAACUUCGUGACACGACACGUAUGUUGUAUCGCGGUACCUUGCGUGUCCUGCUUGUGCUUCUUCAUGAUUUCCCCGAGUUCCUUUGUGAUUAUCAUUACAGUCUCUGCGACGUAAUUCCUGCAUCGUGCAUUCAACUCCGGAAUCUCAUCCUGAGUGCCUUCCCUCGAAAUAUGCGGCUCCCAGAUCCGUUUACCCCCAAUUUGAAGGUAGAUCUGUUGCCAGAGAUCAAUCAAUCGCCGCGCAUCCUGUCCGACUACAUUACGCCGCUCAAGGUCAACCAUCUGAAAGAGGAUGUGGACACCUUUUUGGAAUCGACUUCGUCCGCGGCACGACAGGAAUUCCUCAGAGACUUUGCAAGUCGUCUGCGUAUGACGACGAAUGAGGAAACAGAUACAAACGAACCGGAAUACAAUGUGCCGUUGAUCAAUGCUCUUGUGUUUUACGUUGGCGUCACAGCCAUUGGCAAUGGAACACCUGUUCAUCAAGGAGCGCCCAUGGAACUGUAUCAAUAUCUUCUUGGUGCCUUGGAUUCCGAAGGUCGCUAUCUAUUCUUGAGCGCUAUUGCUAAUCAGCUGAGAUAUCCCAACAGCCACACACAUUAUUUCAGUUGUGUUUUACUUUACUUGUUUGCAGAAGGUAGCAAGGAAGUGAUCAAGGAGCAGAUUACCCGAGUAUUGCUCGAACGUCUUAUUGUGAAUCGACCGCAUCCUUGGGGUUUGCUCAUCACGUUUAUUGAACUGAUCAAGAAUCCGAGAUACAACUUUUGGAAUCAUUCGUUCACGCGAUGCGCCACAGACAUUGAACGUCUUUUCGAAAGUGUUUCCAGAUCCAUCAAUCAAACGUAA